Molecule: messenger RNA, 1077 nt
Organism: Guillardia theta CCMP2712
Lineage: Eukaryota; Cryptophyceae; Pyrenomonadales; Geminigeraceae
Exons: 1
Coding region: 1-1077 (358 amino acids)
Biological process (GO): cellular response to hypoxia
Molecular function (GO): L-ascorbic acid binding; ferrous iron binding; peptidyl-proline dioxygenase activity
Source: RefSeq, a predicted model, not a curated record
AUGAUCGACGACGUCGACGAUUGGAUUUCUAACAUGAGCGAGGCCCUGGAGAAUUUUGACUCUCUGGACAAUGAACACCACAAGGCAGAGUCGGCACAUGUCUCACCUGACCACGCGUCCAAGAAUCAGGUUGAGACUGUCUUCCUCAGGAGGUUCUGCGAAGUGAUCGAGUCUUGCGACUCCUUGGUGCCUGAUCUGGAGAUCAAGGGAUACUGCGUCUUGGACGAUGCGUUCCAGCCGGAAUUCCUCCGACACAUCGUUGACGAGAUCGACAUGCUCCGGGACUGCUGCACGAUGGAGGCUUCGCCCAACAUGCUCAAGGGGAGGGAUGGGGAGGACUUGGUCUUGAUCAAGGAGGGUGUGCUGGAGAAGAGCAUCGUGGUUCAGGACGAGCUGAUCAUGGGGGAGGGGGCGUUGAGCUUCAUUCCAAACCUCAGACGCCUCUGCGAGUGCAGGUCACAGAUGGUGUCGGUGCUGCAGUCAAAGGGGGGCAUCCUCUCCAACGUAACAGCUCUGGAUCAAGCAAAGGUGACUUACAUCAGCAAGAAUGGCGCCUUUCCUGUACAUGUCGACGCGCACCCUGUUUAUGAUCGCAUGCUCACCAUCACGCUCUAUCUGAACGAAGGAUACCAGGAUGAAGAUGCCGGAGAGUUGCGCUUAUUCCCUUUGCCAUACCAGCCAUUUGAUGUGAAACCCAAGUUUGGACGGAUCGUUUUGUUCUCUUCCAUUCACAUGUACCAUAGAGUCAUGCCCAGUCAAGGGGAAGGCAGAUACACCCUGGCUCUGUGGUUCACUGGAACAGACAAUUCGUUUCCCAAGUGCUGCUUCGAUCCUACAGAUCCUCGUUCAGAAGGUUUUGAGCAGCACGUCUUUGCAAACCGAGACUCUCUUCCUUUUCUGGUCUAUUAUGAAGAAUGCAAGAGAUCGAUCUUGGAGUCUUUUGACGGCAACGACCAGGACAAGCUUGAAAGCGCCCUGGCAGCUUUUGAGAAGAAAGUUGAGGACUACAAAAGAAGGCUUGGCGACUCUCUGUUGAAGCAGCUUGAAGAGUUUCCACUCUUGCACAAAUUGGGAUGA